AUGGGGCUGAUGAAUGUUCCCUCUCAGCAGUGGAGGCCUACCACACUGCGCCAUCUGCACUCCAGGCUGCCAGCCAGGAUGUGGAGUUGGACUUUGGAGAAGCAGUCAUGGAGGGACAAUUGGACCCCUUCCCUGUGUCUUAUCCAUAGGCUUGACCACAUUGUGAUGACAGUAAAGAGACUCAAAGACACCACUAUGUUUUAUUCCAAGAUCCUGGGCAUGGAGGUCAUGACUUUUGAGGGAGACCACAAAGCAUUGUGUUUUGGAGACCAGAAAUUUAACCUCCAUGAGGUGGGAAAGGAAUUUGAACCCAAAGCCACUCACCUGGUCCCUGGCUCCCUGGAUAUAUGUCUGAUCACAAAGAUGCAUUUGGAGGAAAUGGUCCAGUGCCUCAAGGCUUGUGAUGUCAUUGAGGAGGGUCCAGUCCCCAGAACAGGGGCAAAAGGACCCAUUAUGUCCAUCUACUUCCGAGAACCUGACGGAAACCUGAUUGAGGUGUCCCAACUAUAUCUCCUCAUGAUGGAGGACCUGCAGAGGAACCAACCCCUAGUCCCACCUGUUUCCCGCCUCCAAAGCCGCAUGGCGGGCAAGAAGUUGAGGCCACUGUCCCUGGGUGCCCCCCCAGCUCCGCCCCCCCAGCCCAAGACAGCCUGUUACCACCGCGGAGCCAACAGCCACGCUGGCCUCCAUCUGAUAAGACUUAUCUGCUGCCCCAGGGCAGGCCAGAGCUGGCGUAAGCCCCAGUGGGGCGCUGAGUGA
Molecule: messenger RNA, 759 nt
Organism: Odocoileus virginianus texanus
Lineage: Eukaryota; Metazoa; Chordata; Mammalia; Artiodactyla; Cervidae
Source: RefSeq, a predicted model, not a curated record